ACUCUGGCUUUUUGUGUUUUUGGAGAAAGAAGAGAAGUGUAAAAAAUCCCACAGACAUGACCGGGAAGGAGGGAUCUGUGCUUUCAGACACCGAGAACAAACAGAAAGCAGCCUCUCAAACCUGCAGCGUGAAUCACGGGGGAUCCCAGCAGCCGCUCCCGGUGUGGAAGAUGGCCCCCGCGGUGCACCGGCGCACCGGCUUCGGGAUCCAGGAGCUGCUCGGCCUCAACAAGGAGCCGCCGACGGCGCCGCGGCGGCCGCUGGAGGCUCUGCCGCACAGGGCGCACCUGCUGGCGGCCAGGUCGGCCCUCGGUCACGGUGGGCUCGGGGUCGGGAUGGGUUUGCUGGGACCGGAGGGAAUACACUCGUUUUACAGUCAACCCGCUUUUCUGGAGGUGCUGUCAGAGGCGCAGAACGUGCACCUGCAGCCGCUGCACAGAGCCGUGCACAUGGAGGCGCAGAUGGAUGCGCAACACUCCAGCUCCGAUUCGGAUGAUAUGAGUCUUUCCUCCGGGGAUCAGAAAUUCUCUAAAUCAUCCACGAGUCAGAGCAAGAAGAGAAAGAAACGACGACACAGAACCAUUUUCACGUCCUAUCAGCUGGAGGAGCUGGAGAAAGCUUUUAAUGAGGCUCACUAUCCGGACGUGUACGCCCGAGAGAUGCUCUCCAUGAAGACCGAGCUGCCAGAGGACAGAAUACAGGUGUGGUUCCAGAACCGCAGGGCCAAGUGGAGGAAGAGGGAGAAGUGCUGGGGUCGCAGCAGCGUGAUGGCCGAGUACGGUCUGUACGGAGCCAUGGUGCGUCACUCCAUCCCGCUGCCCGAGUCCAUCCUCAAGUCGGCCAAGGACGGCAUCACAGAGUCCUACGCACCGUGGUUACUCGGUAUGCACAAGAAGUCAGUCGAUACUCCGCACACUUCCCCGGGCAAACCCUGCAGCACGUCCCCCCACGCUCCAAUGCAGGAGAAGCCGGUGGACAAAGUGAUGGAGGCCGAGGAGGAGAAACGGAUGGAGGACACAGGCUCCCCGAUCUCCAGAGAGGAACUGAGGGAGAACAGCAUUGCGGCGCUGCGAGCCAAGGCGCAGCAGCACAGCGCCCAGAUGCUCGGCACCGUUUCGAACAGGACGGACGGCCACGUGACGCACAAAGAGGAGGCCGACGAUGAGGAGCAGCAAACGGUAGAGGAGGAGAAGAGGAACUGAAAACAUGGCUGCAGGGCACAGACUGAGAGAGAAUAACCUGCAGAGAGGAGUUUUCUUACGUGAUUGAACUGAUACUGUACAAAGCUGCAGUUUAAAUAUUAUGAUCAUGAAAACACGCACAGAAAAACUUUGCUCAUUUGAAAAGAGGAUAUUUGGCUCCGCUCCCCUAAACCACUGUACGACACUGAAGGAGGCUGUCUAACAUUUUAAGGAAAAUGUUUUUCUGACAUGAAGCUGCAUCAAAAUUAUAUACAGAUAUAUAUAUAUAUAUAUAUAUAUUUGUUUUCUUUCAAAUAAAUUAACCUUUGUGACAUGGAUGUGGCACGACACUGCCUCCACCUGCUCCAGUCCACGUGUGUCCCAUAGGAGCCGACUGGGACCUCUGACCUCCCCGUGAUGACACAUUUCAAUUAGGGUUAAACUGACGGUUUAAGGCCUGCACUCUUUUUCUUUCGUCUGUGUCAAUAAUUGUGAUGUAAAUACUGAAAUAAUAACGUCCAAUAGUCAAAACUGUACAAUUAUGUAAAUUUAACAUCCAUUAUCUGCGUUUGUCUUUGUAUAAAUGUAACUGUAGCUCAAUUAAAAGUUACUAUUUAAA
This is a messenger RNA of Hippoglossus stenolepis (Pacific halibut), 1800 nucleotides long. Its product is annotated as visual system homeobox 2. Gene Ontology annotation, biological process: regulation of transcription by RNA polymerase II. Gene Ontology annotation, cellular component: nucleus. Gene Ontology annotation, molecular function: DNA-binding transcription factor activity, RNA polymerase II-specific; sequence-specific double-stranded DNA binding. Bases 57 to 1202 code for a protein of 381 amino acids. Lineage: Eukaryota; Metazoa; Chordata; Actinopteri; Pleuronectiformes; Pleuronectidae. The record is from RefSeq and is a predicted model, not a curated record. The transcript has 5 exons.